GUGGACGGGGAUGGGGACGCCGUCUCUCCUCCUCCUCCUGCCGCCGCCCCGCCCGUCUUUCCCCAAGCGGGGAGCCGGCGGCACGGGAGGCGGAGGGGGCGGCGAGCGGAGCCAGGCAGCGCAGGGGCUUCCCAAGCAGCCGCAGCCGCCGCCGCGGCAGCAGCAGCAAGAAGAGGAGGAGGAGGAGGAGGAGAAGGGGGCGCGCGGCUGCGUGGCUCCCGCCAGCCCCGGCGCUUAUGUAAAAAGAACAAAAGGCAAUUAAGGCAGAGCCGGCCAGCCAGCCAGCCAGCGGCGCGCAAAGGGCGCCCCGGAGCAGCUGCCGCCGCCACCCGAUCCUCGCUGCCCCGUCCCGCAGGAAGAAGCGCCGGUGCUCCCUGCCCUGCGCCCCCCUCACCGAGGCAUGUGCGAGGUCGGGACGCGUUCUGCGCUGCCCGCCGGCGGAGGCGAGACCCCGCCGGCCAGCGCGCUUUCCCCGCCGGCGCCGCUCCAGCCGGGCGAGAAGUGCCGGGAGAUGGGAGAGCAGCCCAUCUUCACCACCAGAGCACAUGUCUUCCAAAUUGAUCCCACCACCAAGAAGAACUGGGUUCCUGCCAGCAAGCAGGCGGUAACUGUUUCCUACUUCUAUGACAGCACAAGGAACAGCUAUCGAAUAAUCAGUGUGGAUGGAGCCAAGGUAGUUAUAAAUAGCACAAUCACACCUAAUAUGACCUUUACCAAAACGUCGCAGAAGUUUGGACAGUGGGCUGACAGCCGAGCAAAUACCGUGUUUGGCUUGGGGUUCUCGUCUGAACAACAACUCACAAAGUUUGCUGAGAAAUUUCAAGAAGUAAAAGAAGCCGCCAGACUAGCAAGAGAACGGUCACAAGAAAAAACAGAAACCUCUAGCAAUCAUUCUCAGGAGUCAGGGCGUGAAACUCCAUGUUCAACUCGGGCAUCCAGCGUGAACGGAACAGAUGAUGAAAAAGCCUCCCAUGGAGGUCCCGCUGAUGUGCACCUGAAAACAGAGAACGACAAGCUGAAGCUUGCCCUCGCCCAAAGUUCUUGUAAUGUCAAGAAAUGGGAAACGGAACUGCAGGCCCUGAGGGAAAGCAACGCCAGACUGACGUCGGCGCUCCAGGAAUCCGCUGCCAGCAUUGAACACUGGAAAAAGCAGUUCUCCAUUUGCAAAGAGGAAAAUGAUCACCUGAGGAGUAAGAUUGAGGAACUGGAAGAGCAGUGUGAGGAAAUAAAUAAGGAGCGAGAGCGAAAUGCGCAGCUGAGCAGGCGCCUCCAGGAAUUGGAGACGGAGCUUCAAGACAAGGAGCUGGAAUUAGAGGAUCUUCGAAAACAAGGUGAAAUCAUACCACAACUCAUGUCAGAAUGUGAAACAGUAUCUCAGAAAUUGCAGGCUGCUGAGAAAAGGAAUCAAGAUCUGGAAGAGAAAGUCAGAGCUCUACGGACAGAGGUGGAAGAGAGCAGGCAGAGACAGAACAACCUUAAGGCUGAGUUACAGACUUUUUUAGACGUCCUCGAUGGAAAGAUUGAUGAACUUCACGAUUUCCGGCAAGGACUUUCUAAACUCGGAGUUGACAACUAGGAAAUAGCGACUCCCCCGCUCCCUCUAAAUUAACAUUUGGGGUGUGGGUGGGUGUUUUAAAUCCAAAACUUCUGUUUCAAACACACACACACAUUUUCUUCUUGUUUGCAAUGUGAUUAGUCCAUAGAUUCUAAAUAUUUCAUGUAUGGCUCUUUUAUUUCCUCUCUGAAAAAUUCCUGCCCAUUUUCUUUCUUUUUAAUCCUGAGACAGAAAGAGAAAGAUUAGAUGUGCUGCUCUGGUUCUUUAAGAGGUUAUAAACAGGUGGGAAAGUUUUUUGCCUCAGGAAACUGGAAUUCAGACUUACCUUUAAAAUGAAUAUGCAGUUAGUUUUUGCAGGGAAAUUUCUGUCGUAAGGGCUGCUGCAACCAUAGAAACAAGAAGCAAGUCUUGUCUUCAUCAUUAUUAAACUCCAUGCAGUUUUCUUCCCCUUGUGCUUGAAAGAGAGAGAAUGAGAGACAGACAGACAGACCGGCUGUAGCCAAGAGGAGACGAGACUGCAGUGGCACCUUUACUGGGUUUGAGAAAGUGCGCUUUGAAGCAGCCUUAGGGACCAAAGGGGAAAAACCUAAGAACUGUUUCUCCUUUUGCUUCCUGAUUGUAGGGGAGAUGGGGCUGUGCCUCAUCAGCCAGGUAUUCUCUUCUCCCUGCAGAAGGUCCCUAGUUCAAUUCAUAGGUUCAGGAAGCGCCUAUUGGCCUGAAAGCUUGAGGAGCUGGCAACAGAGCACGGUGGAUGG
Pogona vitticeps (central bearded dragon) is the source of this 2310-nucleotide messenger RNA. It is a transcript of the gene HOMER2, whose product is annotated as homer scaffold protein 2. Gene Ontology annotation, molecular function: protein serine/threonine kinase activity; G protein-coupled glutamate receptor binding; ATP binding. Gene Ontology annotation, biological process: G protein-coupled glutamate receptor signaling pathway; protein phosphorylation. The record is from RefSeq and is a predicted model, not a curated record. Lineage: Eukaryota; Metazoa; Chordata; Lepidosauria; Squamata; Agamidae.